GGUAAAGAAGACACGGCGAUAGCUAUCGAACGUCGUCUGCUCUUGCCUUGCCUGCCGUAGUGAGUGCGAGAAAGAUAGCAUGCAGCGCUGCAAGCAGGAUUGUCGUGUUUUUUUAGGAAAAUAAAAUAAAAUCAAAAAUUGAUCUCAGUUGAAAUUCGUCUGCCGGAUGAGUAGGGAAAAACGUACAAUCUGUAACCUAUAAUUAUAAGUUUUUUCUUCGUUUCGCGUUCAGUUGGACUUUCGAAGGCAGCUCGGUGGCAGUCGUACCGUGAGCAAACGAACAAAGUGUUUUGAAACGAAGCAAGCAAGCUGUGUUCGUGUGUGCUGUGUGCGUGGUCGUACGUGUGCUCGGGUGAGAGCGUUCGGCAUCGGGUGCUCUUCGGUACUAUUGAAGCAAGCAAGCAGCCAACGGUGAGCUUGAGCUGUAUACGAAGCGAGAGUGUGUGCGAAUCGAUUUUUCGGGGGCCUUCGCGCGGUGUUCCCGCUCCUCUCAAUGCUCUCUCCCGCAUUUACACUACUUCGUGGGACUAUCCGUGUUCAAGUCCGCGGCCUAAUGAACGCCAGUGAGAAGAGGACUUAAUAAUAGUGUUUAGAGUUUAAUUUCUGCUUCUCUCAUCAAGAGCAUCUCGGCGAAGCUAGCAGCAACAGCAGCAGCAGCUACAACAACUCGCGCGGAUGCUGGAGUUGCCGCGGUCGAUCUUUUGCGGAGUAACCAAUUUCGGCGGAUCUUUGCGAGGAAAAAUUGAACGCCGCGCGCGCCAAGCCACGACCUGGCCAGCGCUUGCAAACGACGGCUCUGGUGUACCGUUCAGCAAACGAACGGGCGGACGGAGUAGAUUAUCCGUGCCCCGGUAGAAUUACAUGGUGUUAAUCCCUCUUGACCGGAUUUUGGCGUGGUUUGUUUUGUGAAGAAGCCCUUUUGUUUUACGCCCCCUGUUCCGCCUAGCCGUAGAUCGAGUGUACAUGUGUGUAAUUUUGUGCGAUUUCCGACCAGUGUGUUACGUAAAUUUAGUGUGUACUACAUUGGAAAAAAGCCCGUAAUUGAUGGGAUUAAUCGAGAGUGCGUGGAUUAAAGUAGUACCGAAGAACAAGAAGUUAAUUACAUCGAGAUGAACAACGAUUGACCCUAUUUGCCCGUAAGCUUAAGUCGAAGAAAAGAAGAAAAGUGCAAGGAGUUCCCCAAGUGUGCUGAUCGAUCUGGAAUAUCUCUUAAGAACACGAACUUUGCGGUGAAUUUUCCGGAGCAGCAGCAGUAGCAAUCUUCAUUGUUGGCUGUUCAAGAUGAUGGCCUCACCGAGUUUCAUGACCCAAUAUCAUAAUCAUCAUCAGUGGAACAGUAGCAGCCAGACGCAGUUAUCACCCCUCAACAUCCUGCCCUAUCAAUACCCCCCGCAGCCGCCCUCUGUCAGCAGCCUCGGCUCGGUAGCAUCUCUCGGUUCGGCCGGUUUGUCGCCGACCCAGUCGAUUGCGUCCUCCAACGGUGGUGGAGGCGGUGCCGGUGGAGGCACUAGUACGGCCAGCAGCAGUUUUAGCACUACAGGUGGAGGCGGCUCGAACGCCGCUAGUCCCGACGUGACCAGUGCGGCAGCAGCGGCCGCCGUAGCCGCCACAACGGCGUACGGUUUCGGUGCAAUGGUUCAGCAGAGUCCGGCCACGGUAGCGGCCCUCGAAAUGACGGCAAGAACCCAACAAAUGCAUUACCCGUCGUACCAAUAUCCGGCGGCCAGCUACUACAACAACAUGGCUAGCAAUCCAUGGUUCGCUCAAGAAUCCAUGUAUCAAGGCUGGCACGGCGAAGCGUACGGUCUGAAGCUGGAAGAUUACUCGCAUCAGACUCAGGCGCAACGUCGGUGCGCUCGCUGUACCUGUCCGAAUUGUAUCAACGAAUUGUCCGGGUUGCCUCCGGUGGUAGGUCCGGAUGAAAAAGGAAAAAGACAGCAUAUUUGUCACAUCGCAGGAUGCGAGAAAAUCUACGGAAAGACAAGUCACCUGAAAGCACAUCUCCGGUGGCACACGGGAGAGCGUCCGUUCUCGUGCAAGUGGUUGUUCUGCGGCAAGCGGUUUACUCGGUCCGAUGAGCUGCAGAGGCACUUCCGAACGCACACCGGAGAAAAACGGUUCACGUGCAGUAUUUGUAGCAAAAAGUUUAUGCGCAGCGAUCAUCUAGCGAAACACGUUAAGACCCACGAAAAUAAGGCGAAAAAAAUUGCGAAAAAGAGCGAAAAGGCGGAGGAGGCAAAGUUGAAAAAAGAUGACCGCAUGGGUAAGACCGAAGGAAAUACUAAAAGGCAACUGGAGGUAGCGGAGAAACCGGGCCAACUUACGGUGACAACGAAGGCAAAGAAGCAGAAAAGUAUCACUGAACAACAAGAGGAUAUCAAUGCAAAUAUUCGAAUGCCGCAGAUUAAGCAGGAAAAAGGAUAUGAAAGUGCGGGGAAAACUAUGUUCUCGGGUAUGGGAGAGUACGGACAUAGUGGGGGCGGUUAUCAGUCCGCAGCCGUUAACUAUUCGCAUCAUCCGUCAUCCUACUUCCAGAAUGCGUUUUUGCCAGAAGCAAGUGUCCCUAGCAAAAAUCUUUUCCAUAAUCCCUAUUGUGACAGUAGCUUCCAGAGCCGCAGUAAUUUGUUCUCUACCUCGACAAGCAGUAGCCUCGACUCGUUAGAGCGAAGGGUUGCCAGUAAUAACAACAAUAACAAUAAUAGCGGUAGUGAAAUUAGCAAUAGUUUAGUGAAGCUAGAAGAAUACACGAAUAGUCACAGCCUAUUGAACAACGACAACAGCGGCGGCCAUCAGCAGCGGGGUUCCAACUCCAACGCCAUCAGCAAUCUACUACCUCAUUCGCAAGCUCAAGUAUAUCACAUCAACUCGGAUCUGGCGUCCAACUAUGCGGCCGCCUACUCAAAUGUGAAACUGGGAGCAGCCUACCAUCAUCACCAUCAUCCUCCAAGUCAUCUGCAUCAUCAACAUCAGCAUGCUGGCACCACUGCUACUAGUUAUGACAGCAGUGCCAAUGUCAACGAAUCUAACAACAAUAACGGUACUCCACCGGUGGCAGCAUCGACGAUUCCGUCGGCCGCUGCUUCGGCGUACAAUAUGAUGAUGAACAAUUACACCAUUCACCACCACCACCAUCAUCAUCAACAUAGUCAGCAGCAGCACCAGCAACAACAAGAUAUUGAACUUUUUAAAUAACCGCACAAUCCAGCUAGCCCCGAUGGCCUUUUAGUGUCACAGGUAUUGUUUUUAAUUGUGUAUUGUAACAGGGACCGCUGCUCUUUUGUAGACGUUCCAGUGCAAUCUGUCAAAAAUGGUGAGAUUUUUAUGACGUUCCUUUUGUCUGUGCGGUGCUGGAACUGCAGUCCCCGCCGACAGUAUGCUGUUGCUCUCCUGUACGCCUUUUAUUCUUUCGGUUAGGUUUACGCGUAAAGCCAGCACUGAGAAAACUGUUUUUAGUUGUUUAAGAUACACGAACUACCAGCCCCUACUCCCGAGUGCCAAUAUAGAUACAAAAGCUUUAGUUGCCGUUUUUUUAUCCAUCGCCGGACGCGUGAAACGAAACGAAACUGGAAACUACUAAAUUAUGUCAUGAUUUAUUUAUGUUCCUACAAUUGUCAGCGAGCGGGGCAAAAAGAAAAAAAAAAUACUUCUCGUAACGGAGAGGUAAACGCACACUAGUACACGUGUCGGCACGCCAUUAAAAGCGGUGAAAUUUGCAAUUGUAAAGUGUAAUUAAAUUUAUUUAUAAUUUAAUUAAUCAUCUUGGCAGUCAGUGUUCGGCUGCUUUUAUCUGCUUUCUAAAGACCCAAUGUACCAGCAAAAAAAAGAUACCACUAACUAGCUAGCAGAAGUCUAUCAGCCAAACCUGGUGAGGAAAGUGAACAAAAAUAACUAAAUUAAGUGGUGAGCGGGCAAAAUCUUUUUUCUUUAUUCGCCAAUUUUUCCUCCCUUACCGGAGUGAAGCAGUGCGGCAAAGCCGCCAACCCAAUCAAUUUGUUCUCACACAAACACGUACACUCUCUGUACCUAUAAACAUUUGCUAGUGAAGGUCCCAAUAAAACCGACACAAAAACAGCAAACGGGAUCUAUCCCGCUGGCCUCGUGUUGAUGUAUAGUAAUUUAUAAAGUCUACAAUUAAGUAGUUAAUUGCGAAUUCCUGGCCUGGCUUGUGGCCUCACGAAGCCCAGGGAAAUGCAAAAAGAUGUACAUUUUUGUGUAGUUUUAAUUAUAACAUAUUUUGUCCUCCCCAUCCUGGCCUCUUAUACCGAAGACUUCUAGCGAAACCUUUUGUCUCCUCGUUCAACUCAGUGUUUCUCAUCAACAGCAUGAACUAUAUAAAUAAGCAAAGAAGUUAAUAAAUCAGAAAACGACAUCUCUGCCCGGGGUGAGACAAGCAAUAACAGAAAGCCAUCAGUUCCAUCCAUUUCAUGUGACGAUGUUGCAAGCCGCAAAACCUAAUCAGUCCUCGGGAUAGUGAAGUUCGAAACAGAGCAAAUAGAGUCAUCCCAGCUGCAAAAAACGCAAAAAGCUUAGUGUUUUAGAAAUACUCUGUACAAAGUUUUUCUCCAGAUCCAGCGAUUGCAUAUUUUAUUUCCUGCCGGAAAACAAACAUAAAGCCUGAAUGCAAUUUUUAAACAAAGGCAAACUUACAAUCUUUAAACGUUAUCAGAAGCUAGCAUAGAAGAACUUCUGUCCGUAGAAGGAGAAGCAAAAAUCAACUAUUGUAGCGUAAGAGUUCGUACCUUAUAAGAGCCGACACAAAGAUGAUAAAUUGAGUAAAAAUGCUGUUUUAUGAAAACCUCAACAAUUGUGAAUUAAGCAAAAAAUCUUCGAUGUUAUAUAUAUUAUAUUUAUGAAUUUCAAUUUAAAUAAAAUGGUAAAUCAUUUCCAGAAGUCUUGGAAAAGUAAUGAAA
Molecule: messenger RNA, 4910 nt
Organism: Wyeomyia smithii (pitcher-plant mosquito)
Lineage: Eukaryota; Metazoa; Arthropoda; Insecta; Diptera; Culicidae
Product: transcription factor btd
Exons: 3
Coding region: 1282-3192 (636 amino acids)
Biological process (GO): regulation of transcription by RNA polymerase II
Molecular function (GO): DNA-binding transcription factor activity, RNA polymerase II-specific; RNA polymerase II cis-regulatory region sequence-specific DNA binding
Source: RefSeq, a predicted model, not a curated record